Molecule: messenger RNA, 3660 nt
Organism: Cottoperca gobio
Lineage: Eukaryota; Metazoa; Chordata; Actinopteri; Perciformes; Bovichtidae
Product: major prion protein-like
Exons: 2
Coding region: 140-1453 (437 amino acids)
Biological process (GO): protein homooligomerization
Cellular component (GO): membrane
Source: RefSeq, a predicted model, not a curated record
CUGUACAUUAAAACGAGCGCACCCCAGCUAGACGAAGCCACCCAGGGCCAGAGCACAUAACAGAUCAGGGAGUGAGCGAGAGAGGACAACAACGCAUUACCAACGAAGUAACAGACAAAUCGUUUGUUCACGGUCUAUAAUGGGGAGGUUGUGUGAGGUGGCUCUUGUGUCCCUUCUUUUUGUGUUUCUCCUGAACACUGAAUCAACAUGGGCUAAACGAGGAAGCAGCAGCAGCAAGAAAACCUCAUCGUCUUCCAGCAACAAAGGUGGGACACAGUCGAAACCAUCCUCUCAGCCAGGAAGUUACCCCCGACAGCCACAGAGUCCCAAUAGAAACAGCAAUCCAUAUCCUGGUGGUGGAAGUUAUCCAGGCAAGACUAAUCCAGGAGGAGUUCCUAGACAAAACCCACCAAAUAAUCCAGGAGUCGGUAGUAACCCAAACCAGUAUCCUGGUAGAGCCAAUCCUGGAGGUUAUCCAAACCAGAACCCUGCACCUGGAUAUCCAGCCGCUGGGGGGUAUCCUAACCAAAACCCAGGGAGAGGGAAUUAUCCAAAUCAACAUCCACCAGCAGGAGGUGCCUACCCCAACCAAUAUCCAGGCAGAGCUGGCAACCCAGGAGGAUAUCCUAACCAGUACCCAGGUGCAGGAGGCUACCCAGGUGCAGGAGGCUACCCAGUCAGAGGGGGAAAUACAGGACAGGGGUGGGGUCAGCCUCCUGCGUAUCCAGGGGGUGGUUACCCCGGUGGAGCAGCUGGCGGUUACACCAACUGGAACCCAAAUAAUAAGAUCAUGAGUCCCCGCUUUGGUGGAGGCUAUGGUGGAGGAUAUGGGGGUGGAGGAUAUGGGGGUGGUCAUGGGAUGGGAGGGGGGUCUCCUUUCUCUCGUUCUGUGCAGGGUAUGGGCUACCAGCCCCAGUCUUCAGGUUUUGCCAAAAAAGCCAUGUUGGCGGCAGGCGUUGGUGCUGUGGCUGGGAUGGCCGUUGGAUAUGGAUUAGGGCGCUUCCCACGACCACACUUCAAUUUCCGCAACCCUGAAGAAGAGCAAUACUACAACAGCUACAUGUACCGCCGUUAUGGCACCCAGUCCACAGAUGAAAAGGACUAUGGCCGUGAUUAUGUCUACAAGCCUCCUCCGCGGGCGGAGACUUACGACAAGUUCAUGGAGCGCUGCAUGAAUAGGACUGACCUUCUCAAAGAUCAAGGGGUCACGCCUAAGAGUGAAGAUGAUCAUGACACCGUUGGCAUCGAGGAGAUUGGAUACCCAUCCCUAAUUGAGCAGGUGAAGUCCCGGCGCUGUGUUGAGGAGUUCAUGAUAUACUCUGAGCGCUUUCUGCAGCAACGAAAAGCUGAGCAGCAACUCCAGCCAAGUCGCAGCAGCCCUCUGAGCUACGGGGUGAUUCAACUUAUCACCUCCCUCCUGAUGCUUCUUUCCAGCAUGCUCCUUCUCCAGUGAGAACAAGUAGUGCUCCUUUUACCAUUCCCCAAAUGGAUUUCUACUUCCUCCGUUAUAUCUGCACGUCCACAUACUACUAAUGUAUAUUAUCUCCAUAGCAACCUCUCCGGGUCAUAUUUAGUCAAUCUUCUAUUAUCAAUGUGUAUAUACUAAGUAAUGGAGUCAGUUUUAAGAGGCAGCAGGCAGUUACAUUUUAGAGAUCAACAGCUGUGUGUCGUACAAGCUGCACUAUUACUUUCUGUUAAUUAUUUUAGGAAUCAGUUUAGCAUCUCUGUUAUUUUGCACUUUUUUACUACGCACUGAAUGCAUAUAAAACAGAUUCAGCGUGCUUUAGUUCAGUUUUAGUGACCAUUUAUUGUGACAGUUUGUCUGCUACUGUGUAAAAUAGGAAUAUGACAUUAAGGCUUUAAAAUAUGUACAAAAAUAUACAACUAACAUCAUUCCAUCAUUCAUACAGCCUUUUCAUCUGUUCUGGACAAUUCAACAGACUGAUUGUGUAAUUGGUUAAAUAUGUUUAAUCAAAGGGGAAAUCUGAUUUAAUCAAAUAUAAAAGAAUGUGUAACCUUGUCUAAGAUAAUGUCUUAAGCACAGUGCAGGUGUAGUUAUCACUUCCAAAUAAUGUAGUUCGAAAAUGGGAACAAACGGAAAGUUGAUCUUCAGCUGUUUUUUCUAAGGACCACUGGAAGAAAAGAAGAUACGUUAUACAUGAGAAAGGAACGCAUACAUGCCUUCAGUCCACCACGUGAUUGGUUUGCUCAGCAUGAUGAUCUGUGGUGAUGAUUGGCUCUGCAUUGUUAUUCUCAUAAAACACUUGUUUGUUUGCAAAUCAAGACACAUUUCCCUCAUGAUCACCACACUGGGAGACAUCAUGUAACCGUGAUGGGAAAUGUUGGAGGCCAUGUCCCGUUGGACAAAUGGUUUAACUAUCCCACAUUUAAACACUUGUAUGACAGAAAUCAAAACAAGUCCAGCCCCCCUCCUUCUCAGGUACAUAACACUCACGCAUUGUUUGUUGCCUGUAAAAUCCUGGAUUGCAUGUAAUAGCUAUUGACAGUCAGUGAGCAUGUGUCCUUUGAUGUGCAGCUAAUGUCGUCAUUAGAGGUGUAGUGAUGUCGCUAUCCUGCCUGCAGCUCUUUGAGGUCAAUUUGUUGACUAUUGCACCUGAUGCUUUAAACCUGUGCAGUGCUACAUGCAGUUUGGGCAAAGCUGAGGUUCGAUUUGAGGUUUUCAACAGAUAAGGUCCACAGCAAUUCAAUACUUUAAUCCUAAACUCUGGCCUCUAGAACUAAGCUUUCUGUAACCUUACUCAUCACACAUCUCUUCCUGUCGUGUGAUGUCGUUGGAGAGUGAGAUUUAGAGACAUUGCCACAUGUUGGCGGGUCUGUAGAUACCUUUUCACAAACGCUAGCCUCCUCUGGCUCUUCAUGGUGUUUGUAUCUCAAUGAAUUACACAUUUUGUCUCCUUUUCCUCCCACUGGGUUUGUGAGAUUGUGUAUUACUGAAGUUUAUCUGUAAAUCUUUAUCUUUUAUCUGUUUUAAUUACUUCUUUGCCUCUGGGUUUUGUGAAGCACUUUGUAACUGUGUGUUUCGAAAAAUGCUACUGGAAAUGAAGUUUGCAGGCUUUUUAAGGAAGUUUUACCCCAAGUAAAUGUUCAGUUUAAAGAAAAACUGUGUAAAUUUGAGCUAUUUUGACAGAGUACUGCACACACACACACACACACACACACACACACACGCACACACAAUGUUUAGUGUGUAGUAACGAAGAAAGUGAAGCGAACGCUGUCUAAAUGUUGACAGUUUAUCUGGAAGUGAUAUGCACUGUUGUAUAGUAAUUUUAUUUUGUUCUUCUUCAUUAUUAUUAUGUCUUCCUUCGUAUUUCACUUUUAUUGCUUAAACCUCUGGGUUAUUUGUUUUCAUGCUGCACUCACAGGGUUUCUGUAUUGUUGAUUCUGGCUAAAUGUUUCCAGUUAAUUUGAAAUGACAAUUUGAGAUUUUCAUACUAUCUAGACUAGAAUAUCUGUAAAGUGCACUUAGUUCUCUUUAGGUUGAGAUAUUCUGUAACCGUCAUUGAGCUCAUAUUGGGAGGACAGACAUCUAAACCUUCUGCUUUUGACUUGCACUUGUUAAUGCUUUGGGUUACUAAUAUGAUUUAAUAUAGUUUGUCAUGGAUGUUUAUGUGUUAAAUAAAAUCAGUUACACAAUAA